This is a messenger RNA of Camelus dromedarius (Arabian camel), 3461 nucleotides long. RefSeq names its product mitogen-activated protein kinase kinase 7 (gene MAP2K7). The transcript is spliced from 12 exons. Bases 74 to 1381 code for a protein of 435 amino acids. Gene Ontology annotation, molecular function: protein kinase activity; ATP binding. The record is from RefSeq and is a predicted model, not a curated record. NCBI's taxonomy places the organism in Eukaryota, Metazoa, Chordata, Mammalia, Artiodactyla, Camelidae. Gene Ontology annotation, biological process: protein phosphorylation.
GCAGGCGCAGUGCGGUGUUUGUCUGCCGGACUGACGGGCGGCCGGGCGGUGCGCGGCGGCGGCGGCGGGGAAGAUGGCGGCGUCCUCCCUGGAGCAGAAGCUGUCCCGCCUGGAAGCAAAGCUGAAGCAGGAGAACCGCGAGGCCCGGCGGAGGAUCGACCUCAACCUGGAUAUCAGCCCCCAGCGGCCCAGGCCCAUUAUUGUGAUCACUCUAAGCCCUGCUCCUGCCCCGUCCCAACGAGCAGCCCUGCAGCUCCCACUGGCCAACGAUGGGGGCAGCCGCUCACCGUCCUCCGAGAACUCCCCGCAGCACCCCACGCCCCCCGCCCGGCCUCGCCACAUGCUGGGGCUCCCAUCAGCCUUGUUCACGCCCCGCAGCAUGGAGAGCAUCGAGAUUGACCAGAAGCUGCAGGAGAUCAUGAAGCAGACGGGCUACCUGACCAUCGGGGGCCAGCGCUACCAGGCGGAAAUCAAUGACCUGGAGAACCUGGGGGAGAUGGGCAGUGGCACCUGCGGCCAGGUGUGGAAGAUGCGUUUCCGGAAGACAGGGCACGUCAUUGCCGUCAAGCAAAUGCGGCGCUCGGGGAACAAGGAAGAGAACAAGCGGAUCCUCAUGGACUUGGAUGUGGUGCUCAAGAGCCAUGACUGCCCCUACAUCGUGCAGUGCUUCGGGACCUUCAUCACCAACACGGACGUCUUCAUCGCCAUGGAGCUCAUGGGCACGUGCGCUGAGAAGCUCAAGAAGCGGAUGCAGGGCCCCAUCCCCGAGCGGAUCCUGGGCAAGAUGACGGUAGCGAUCGUGAAGGCGCUCUACUACCUGAAGGAGAAGCACGGCGUGAUCCACCGCGACGUCAAGCCCUCCAACAUCCUGCUGGACGAGCGGGGCCAGAUCAAGCUCUGCGACUUUGGCAUCAGCGGCCGCCUGGUCGACUCCAAGGCCAAGACGCGGAGUGCGGGCUGCGCCGCCUACAUGGCACCUGAGCGCAUCGACCCUCCUGACCCCACCAAACCCGACUAUGACAUCCGGGCUGACGUAUGGAGCUUGGGCAUCUCCUUGGUGGAGCUGGCGACAGGACAGUUUCCCUACAAGAACUGCAAGACGGACUUUGAGGUCCUCACCAAAGUCCUACAGGAAGAACCCCCACUCCUGCCCGGUCACAUGGGCUUCUCGGGGGACUUUCAGUCCUUCGUCAAAGACUGCCUUACUAAAGAUCACAGGAAGAGACCAAAGUAUAAUAAGCUACUUGAACACAGCUUCAUCAAGCGCUAUGAGACGCUGGAAGUGGACGUGGCGUCCUGGUUCAAGGAUGUCAUGGCGAAGACCGAAUCCCCACGGACAAGCGGAGUCCUGAGCCAGCACCACCUACCCUUCUUCAGGUAGCCGAGCCGGCGGCGGGCACCCCGCCGGGGGCUGGGGCAUGGCCACAGGCCCCCCUUCCCCACCCGGCCACCCAGCUGCCCGCCGGGGGAGCCCUGGGACCUAGACGGCCACCGAGGGCUGAGGACAGAAAGUAGGGGGCGCCCACCCACCCCCAACUCCCUGCCCCCAAGCCGUGGACAGAUGGGCCCAUCAGGCCCCAGCCCUUCCCGUCCUGGGGUCAGCCGGCCGUGCGCGUCCCAACCCCGACAGACACUGUGAACGGAAGACAGCAGGCCGCGAGCAGACUCGCUAUUUAUUCAGUUGUAACCUCUGGGCUGGGGCGGCCCCCAGGGGCCGGGAGAGAACCCCCAUCCCGCACCCUCCCUCACCUGCAGCGCUGUCACCACUGCCGCCUCCCACACACACGCACGCCCUGGCUCCGUCUCCCUCUCUUCUGGCACCUCCCUCUCUACCUCUCCGGCUUUCCCAGUCUCCCUCCCGGCCUCUGCCUCUCUCCUAGCCCAGGCCCAGGCCCCGCCACCCCCGGCGGGACCCCUGGGUCCGCUUAGGUCUCCGGCAAGCGAUGAGUCUGUCGGCUGGCGUCCUCACCCCGGGCAGGCGGGCUGGACGUUGACUGCAGCCGGCCUGGGGCUGGUCUCUUCCUCUCUCUUUUUGAUCUCAGGGGGUCCUUUUUGGAGUUUCUUGUAUUUUAUUGUACUUGGUGGGGUGUUUGGGGGGCGGGGGGAGGAGGAGAGCUUGUUCUUAUGGGGUUUGUCGGUACCUUCAGAAACUUUUACCAAAGUCAUGUUUAGCUGCUUGUGGUGGAAGCCCCCACCCACCCACUGGCUCUGGGGGGCUGGGCGGGGGACCAAGCCGUGGGGGCCUGGGCCACUGCCUGGGAGAGACUAGUCCCAAAGGUGGGCUUUGGGGGGCCCUCCCUCCGGGCUGGUGACUGGCCACAGCUUGCAGGGGUGAGUCAAGGACCUCAGGGGGUGUGGAGGGAGCCCACGGGGCCGUGGCCACACAGGGUGGCCUUCAGGGAAGGCAGGCGUGGGGAGUGGUGGCAGGUGGCAGGCGCUGGUGUGGCAGGGAGGAGGCAGUGGGAGCAGAUGGUGGGAGCGGGGCCCAUGAGGCCCAGGGAGGCAGGGAUUGAGGGUGCGUGGAGUGGAUGUGGGGGUCUGAGGAUGUGUGACAGGGACAGAGGUGGGGCAGGCCAAGGGCUGGGCGUGUGGAGUCUAUCACGCCCUUGUGGUGCCCCUGAGCGCCCCUCGACUCACCCAGAGCUGGCCAGUCCCGGGCCCACCCCCGGGGGCCCCCUGCAGCAGCCAGAGCAGGAGGGAGUGUGUUUCCUUUUUGUUGGUAAUGCAUGCAAAUCAAGUGGACAACAAAACAAAAUAACAAAAAGAAAAAAACCCCACAAAACCCAACCAACACCAAAGGUGAGGAGCCUCGCUGGAAGUGGCCGAGGUGACCUAGACCAGGUAUCCCUGUCCCUCCCUCUCUCCGACUGACUCCUUACUACUAGGAUAGUCACAAAACUCCGCAUGUUGAAAAAGUACUCGGUCAUCUUCUCUUUGCCUCCCCCUUCCUUGGGGUCGGGGGGUGGCCACCUCCUCUUUCUCCCAUCCCCUUUGUAGGGGGACGGGGGCAGGGUGGGGGCCAACAGGCCUGGCCUCGCCUCCCCUGGCCAGGCUCCGCCUCGGGGGGCCUCUGUGAGUAGCCGGGAAGGCCUUGUGGCUAGCCCCAAGGGCCGCUGGGGCCUAAGGCCAGCUGCCGGGGUUUAUUUUUAUUUAACUUUAUUUUCUGUUUUGUGAGUGUGUGUCCGCCCGCCCCCCCCCGCCCCAUCCCUUCAGUGUUAGCGAGAGCCUCUCCUUCCCCCGCCUCUCCCAUGCCUUCCUCCUCCGUCACCAGUCACCAGCCAUCCCUCUCGACCAGGCAGAGGGCGGAGCAGGCAGGCAGGGGCCUGGGGUGGCCUGGCUUGGCCCACCGGCCCACGGCCCCUUCUCAGGCCGCCAGUAUUGCCCCAUCCCUUUUUAAAAUGAAACACCCUUGUUUGUAAAUCCUUAGACGCUCGAGAAUAAAACCCUUCCCUUUUCUUCCA